Hippoglossus stenolepis (Pacific halibut) is the source of this 1180-nucleotide messenger RNA. RefSeq lists its product as uncharacterized. Lineage: Eukaryota; Metazoa; Chordata; Actinopteri; Pleuronectiformes; Pleuronectidae. Gene Ontology annotation, biological process: response to bacterium. The transcript has 5 exons. The record is from RefSeq and is a predicted model, not a curated record. Bases 86 to 850 code for a protein of 254 amino acids.
CCAAUCACUAUGAUUUCCACUGUGACUCAAUGAUCCAUUUGAGUGGGACGACAUCAGUUACGCAAACACAGGCCAAUAUACAACAAUGAUCGAAGGACUGUCUGCUUUGAUUCUCCUAACCACAUUAUCUCUACAUCAGACUGUGGAGGUUCCUCAGCAGAUCCCUUUGAUUGUGGCUAACCUCGGUGAUAACAUCAAUCUGAUAUGUUCAGUUUCUGGGCAAGAAGCCUGGUUGUUUUUCUGGUAUAAGCUGAAUUUUGGAUACAUGGUCCAAACACUUGCUAAAGGACCUUCUCCGGAUACAAAGCUUCAAGGACAAUUUGACAGCCCGAGAUUCAGAGUCAAGACAGUGGGUGAUCUGUAUAUUCUUACCAUAAGAAAUAUAAGCAAAGACGAUGAAGCAACAUACUUCUGUCAAGCAGGAGAGCCAUAUAUACUGACUUUUAUUAAUGGCACAAUUUUGGCUGUGAAAGAUCAUAAAAAUCAGCAGAAACACAUCUAUGUCAAACAAAGUCCGGAGACUGCGUCAGUCCAGCCGGGAAACUCGACGACUCUCGAGUGUUCACUUCUCUUCAAGCACAAAGAAAACCUGGUCCAGUGUCCAGGUGAACACAGUGUGCACUGGUUCAGAGCCGGAUCAGGACGCUCCCAUCCCGGCUUCAUUUACACUCAGAGCAGCAGGAGAGAUGAACAAGAGGAGAAGAGCUGCGUCUACAGUCUGUCCAAAACUAUACACAACUCCUCAGAUGCUGGGACUUACUACUGCGCUGUGGUCACAUGUGGAGAGAUCCUGUUUGGUGAAGGAACCAAAGUGGAGAUGACUCUACAUCAGACUGUGGAGGUUCCUUAGCAGAUCCCUUUGAUUGUGGCUAACCUCGGUGAUAACAUCAAUCUGAUAUGUUCAGUUUCUGGGCAAGAAGCCUGGUUGUUUUUCUGGUAUAAGCUGAAUUUUGGAUACAUGGUCCAAACACUUGCUAAAGGACCUUCUCCGGAUACAAAGCUUCAAGGACAAUUUGACAGCCCGAGAUUCAGAGUCAAGACAAUCAUAAAAAUCAGCAGAAACACAUCUAUGUCAAACAAAGUCCGGAGACUGCGUCAGUCCAGCUGGGAAACUCGACGACUCUCCAGUGUUCACUUCUCUCCAAGCACAAAGAAAACCUGGUCCAGUGUCCAGGUGAAC